Messenger RNA from Helianthus annuus (common sunflower), 1980 nucleotides. Its product is annotated as interferon-related developmental regulator 1. The record is from RefSeq and is a predicted model, not a curated record. The coding region runs from base 372 to 1652 and encodes 426 amino acids. Lineage: Eukaryota; Viridiplantae; Streptophyta; Magnoliopsida; Asterales; Asteraceae. The transcript has 13 exons.
GAUUAUUAAUGAUGGUAAUAAACCCAAGAAUAUUCGACCAUGAAAUCCUACACCAAAUCAAAUUGUUCAAGUCAAACAAGGCGGCACCCUCACCCCCUACCGGUAUUUGGGUUUGGAGCAUCAUAUAAACUUUUCAACCAUUCUCCCCUCAAACCACCCCUCACCGGAAAACCCAACAAAUUUCACCCGAUCUUUCAAUUUACACCCAAAGAUCGACCCUUUCAUGGAUCAAUCGUCCUCAAACUCUUCACACACAGUUGGGUUUUUCGUUCUUGAUUCCUUCGUUGCUUCAAAAUUAGGUUUUUCUCGGUACCCUGUUCAUCAUCUCCCCUGUAUUUCCUUCUAACGGUUUUCUUCACAAGCUUUCAUCAAUGGGUAAACAACGCCGUGUUCAGAGGAAGAAUGCUGCAAUGCUUGACGAUGAUGAUACCGAUAGUGUCAGUUCUUCGUCGACUAGCUGGUCGGAGCAGAUGAUGGGGACGGGUGGGGAGGAUGUUCUCACCGAUAAAGAGAGUGUGCUUGAUCAAAGUUUAGAUGCUUUGUUUGAGAAAAGGGGGUCAACAAGGGAGAAGGCUUUGGUGGCAAUCAUAGAGGGUUUCAGUAGCAACUUGCCUCAUGAAUUUGUCGAAAAGAAAUUUGCAACAAUGCUGCAUCAGUGUCUGAAUUCUAUCAAGAAGGGCUCUGCAAAAGAGAUAGCUUUAGCAUCAAAUGCCAUAGGAUUAUUGGCUCUAACUGCUGGCCCUGGUAAGAAAUCACAAGAAAUACUAGAAGAAGCAAUUACUCCCAUUUCAGAGGCUCUCAAAUCUCGUUCCGAUUCAUCAAAGAUAGCAUCGUUGCUAGAUUGUUUGGCUGUGAUCACUUUUGUUGGCGGAAAUGAAGCAGAAGAAACCGAUAAGUGCAUGCAAAUAAUGUGGCAAGUUGUCCACCCUAAAUUGGGUCCCAAUGUCGUUGCCGCUAAACCAUCACCGCCAGUAAUAGCCGCCAUGGUAUCCGCUUGGUCACUUCUCCUCACAACAAUGGAUGGUUCAACACUUGAUCCCAAAAGUUGGCAAGGGUCAAUUUCUUAUCUUUCGACUCUUUUAGAGAAAGAUGACAGAUCGGUUCGUAUCGUAGCCGGCGAAGCGCUUGCGCUUAUUUUUGAAAUCGGAAAUCUUGAAAAAUUAUCCGUCCAAGAUGUUACGCAUAUUCAAGGUCUGAAAGCUAAAAUCUUGAAUCAAGUUAGGAAUCUUUCUGUUGAAGCGGGCGGGAAGGGUUCUGCGAAAAAGGAUCUUAACAACCAACGGAACACGUUUCGGGACAUUCUAGAAUUUCUUGAGGAUGGGUAUUGUCCAGAAACAUCGGUGAAGAUUGGAGGAGAGUCGCUUACCACCACAACAUGGUGCCAGUUGGUACAGCUUAACUUUAUAAAGCGUUUUCUCCGAGGAGGAUUCAUCAAACACAUGCAGGAAAAUGAAUUUCUUCAUGAGGUGUUUGACUUCACACCAAAGAAAAUACUUCAUCCCGGUGGAGAUCGUGUAUCUGGGACUGAGAAGAGGAUGUACAAGUCUCCAAAUUCGGCUCUUAAUAAAGCGAGGACACAAUAUCUGAAUAAGCAGCGAAUGUUGUCACAGGAUAAAAAUGCGGGUCAUUAUGCUUCGGGGUUUGAUGAUUAGUUAAAAGCUGCAGCGCGUUGCUACAAUUCUGGAACCUUAUUUUAUCCAAGAUUAUGCAAAGGCUAAAGUUGUAUUUGUGGUAAAUCCAUUGAUCAACUAUAUAAUUAAAACUUGUUACUAUUUGGUGGUUAAAGGAGUUGGGUAGAAGUUUUUUAUGCAUAAUUUGAGGCUUCACUUGUAUUGAAAAUGUUGAGGGCAACUUAGUGGUGUUUAUGACACCAAUAAGGUAUAUUGAUAGGGUGGUAAAUGGAUCAGAUGUGUGGGCAAAUUUGACUGAAUUUAUAAGGAGUGUCCGAUUUUAAAUAUUAUUAUUAUUUGUCUAAUGGUU